This is a messenger RNA of Effrenium voratum, 1648 nucleotides long. NCBI's taxonomy places the organism in Eukaryota, Dinophyceae, Suessiales, Symbiodiniaceae. The record is from the annotation of a GenBank genome assembly.
UGGGGAAUGGUUGGAAACAAGUUGAAAAAUCUGACUCGCCCAUGCCGCUUGCAUGCUGGAGCAUGAUGUUCCAAAAGCCCAAGAUGCUGUCCAGAAGGCAGCUGAAGAUGUUCCGUGCACGCUGCCCAUGGUCGCAGGUUUCUCCUGCUUCCUGUGCAAGCGGACACUGCAAGCAGCAGUGGCGACAGGCGAUGGCUAUUCGUACUGCCGCCAGUGCGCUCUGGAUUGGUUUCGCGCCCAAGAAAGAUCCAGAUCCAGUUUGGCAUCGCCGACCACUGGGGAGCCGGUGUCGGACAGGUUGCUUCUUCCAAACUUCAACCUCCGGGAAGCCAUCGCCUCGCUGCAGCGCGAUAUCCUGCCGGUCUGGGAUGAGGCGCAGCGCGAGCGCUCGCAGCUCCGCGGCGAGCUAGCCAAGCUCUCGGGAAAGGAGCAGAAGUCCAGACACGCGUCGGAUUACCGACUGGCCGACGCAGAGGCUUCCGCUGCACAUUUCCAGACCCAGUGGCGAAACGUGCAGCAGGAGGUGCAGCGUCUACAGAUGGAGCUGGAGCGCUAUCAUCAUGUUAUGGAGAAGCGUGAUGUAUCUGGCCGUGACGCAGAAGCCAAGGCCGAGAUGUCCCGGCUGGCGGCAGAGCUGAGGUCCAGCAAUGUGGAGGUGAAGCGGCUGCAGGACGAGCUGGAGAAAACGAGGCAGCAGGCCAAGGGCCAGGCAGAGGAUCUGGAGGCGCUGCGGCAGGAGCUGCGGGCGGCUAGGCUCAGCGAGCAGAAUCUGCAGCAGGAGCUGGCCCGGGCCAAGCACGAAGCCAGCGGCAGCCUGAGGCUGGCAUCCUCGCCCCGCGAAGACCAGCCAGAGCUGGCCAGGGUGAAGGAAGCUUUGGCAGAGAGCCAGGCCCUGGUAAUGACGCUGCAGGCAGAGUUCGUGGCUGCGCGCUUGGGCAGCCCAGCCUCGAGCCCCAAGCCCCCGGAGCUUCCGGCCGAGAGCCUCUUCCAGGCGGAGGUGGCCCACAUGCAGCAGGCCUUGCGGAAGCAAGACGACGUCAUCGCCGACUUGCAGACGCAGAUCACAGCCCUGCGGUCCCAAACCAGCCGCCUGAAGCAGCUGGCGGACUUGCGAGAGCAGCGUCGCUUAGAGUCGCAGGAUGAGAUCCUUCGGCUGAGGGGCGAGCUGCUGACCAUCGAGCGCCGGAAUUGUAUCAGCUCUGAGCUGGAGCGCACGGCCGAGCUGGCGACCAGGGAGGCGGAGCGCUUGGAGCAGGACCUGGACGCCGCCCAGCGCGCGGCUGCCUCCGGCACGGAGCAUCUCCGGCAGCUGGCACAAGAUAUGGGUGCCGAGAGUGAUGAUGACCCUGGCGCUUUUGUGCAGAUGAAGGUUCGGGAGGUGCAAGUCCUGAUGCCUGCGACAGCCAAGCUCCUGAACGCUCUAGGGCUAAGACAUGACCAGGGCAUGCCGGAAGCUUUGCGGAAAGCGGAGGAUGCAGUGAUGGAACUGCUGAAGGUCAAAGCGCAAGCAGCAGCAGCAGCAGGAGCAACCGCAGCGUCCAGGAAAGCACCAAGGCCAGAAGCCUUUGAGGUUUCAAACAGGAGCCGAAGCCAAAAUCCGGAAGUGGAGUCACGGUCAUCCAGCGACGUGGAGCGCCGGUGAAGAGAA